AAUAAAAAUUGAAAAAAUUAGAACAAAAAAAAAAAACAACAAAAAUUUUUAAAAUUGUUCUAUUUAUUGCAUAAAAUGUCCGCAGUACAUCUUUUGCCAGUUUCGGUAUUUUUCUUAUUUCAAGUAUCAUUUAUUGGAUGCUACAUAGCGGCUGUACUUCAAGGACAUGUUGUACCAACGGUACCCUACAUCAGCGAUGCGGCCACAUAUUCUCCAGAAAGUUGUGUUUUUGGUCAACUUAUGAAUAUUGGUGCAGUAUUAUUGGGAAUCACAAUUUACAUAAGAUAUCGCCAAGUACUUGAGUUAUAUUGCCAUCAUCCCGAAAUGGGACCGUCAUUACUCAAAUACAAUCGACUUUCCGUUUGGUUCGGAGUUGUAUCUUGUUUCGGAAUUAGUAUAGUUGCGAACUUUCAAGAAACCAAUGUUAGGAUAGUUCAUUUUAUUGGUGCAUUUAUGUGCUUUGGUUCUGGAACAAUGUACUUUUGGAUGCAAGCUUUUGUGUCAUAUAUGAUACAACCGAUGGCUGGAACUAAAAUAAGGGCACAUAUAAGACUGGGAAUGGCUGUUUGCUGUACAAUUCUUUUUAUUUUAUUAGCCGUGACGGGAAUCAUGUCGCACAUUUUGUUUCGAGGCACAAAUCCUCGAAAAUGGUACCCAUCUGAUGGCGGUUGGCGCUUCCAUGUAGUUAGUUCAGUAUCUGAGUGGAUUAUUGCCACCAUAUUUUGCUUCUUCAUUCUGACAUUUACAGACGAAUUCCGAGAUGUAGACUUGGAUCAUCCGCAAGUGAUGCUUGCAGCCUAUCGCAUAACAUUGUAAACAAACAAAAAAUCACAGGAAAAAAGUGUGUUUUGCUAAGAACGCACUCUGAUUUUUUUGUACAUGUUUUUCUUUUGAGCUGUGAUAGGUUAUACUUCUUAGUUUAAGAGACAACCUAAUUUUUUCCAAAGUUAUUUUUUUCUUUCUUUCGUUUGCAAGUUUUUUGUAUUUUUUUCCAGACCUUUUGUUUACAAUGAAUAAUAAUGUAAAAAAAAAGUAUUUAUCAAUAAAAAAAAAAAAAAUAAAAAGUUGUAGCUUUACAAUGAGUAAAUAAUAAUAAUAAUAAAAAAUAAUCUUGUACAUUUAA
Messenger RNA from Episyrphus balteatus (marmalade hoverfly), 1123 nucleotides. RefSeq names its product DNA damage-regulated autophagy modulator protein 1. NCBI's taxonomy places the organism in Eukaryota, Metazoa, Arthropoda, Insecta, Diptera, Syrphidae. Bases 76 to 816 code for a protein of 246 amino acids. The transcript is spliced from 5 exons. The record is from RefSeq and is a predicted model, not a curated record.